AACAGAGCGAAUGGAAUGUUUGACGUCACAAUCAGAACAUAUAAAACGACGCGCUCUGGAAAAUUCUCUUUAGAUCAUUGAUUCUCUGAGCGAAAGCAAAGCUAAUCCUUGACAGCUAUUACAGACUUUCAGUCCGUGCGCAACAAGUCAAUAACACUGUUACAGACUGUUGUGAAUUAGACUGAGGUAGAAAUGCCUAAAUCAAACGAUCAGCUCAAAAGCGGCGUUUCCCUUCCGGGAGCCGUAAUGGAAGAUGAGUGGAUGCCACCAGCUGUUAGACAGAAUACAAUUCUGUCUGCCUCAGCUCGUGGGCUUGUGACCAGCAGCGGUCCAGGUGGUGCUCAACGGAGGUUGAACAUCCCUGCAGCUGGUCAUAUGAGGUUCACUCUUCCAGGAGCUGUGGAGGAUGAUGAGGAGUGUAGCCCGACAGCUGUUAGACAGAAUACCAUCCUGUCUGCGUCAGCUUGUGGGCUUGUGACCGGCAGCAGUGUAGGUGAUGCUCAACGGAGGUUGAACAUCUCUACACCUGCAGCCGGUCACAUGAGGUGGGCCCUUCCUGGGGCCGUAGAGGAGGACGAGUGUAGAGGAGCAGAUGUUAGACUGAAUAACAUCAUGUCUCCGUCAGCUCGUGGGUUUGUGACCAGCAGUGGUGUAUGCGAUGGUCGACGGAAGUCAAACAUCUCUACACAGGCAGCUGGUCACGUAAACCUUCCCCUUCCCGGGGCUGUAGAUGAUGAGGAGUGCAGCCGAGCAGCCGUUAGACAGAAUACCAUUCUGUCUACGUCAGCUUGUGGGCUCGUGACGGGCAGCAGUGCACGAGAUGUUCGGCAGAGGUCAAACAGCUCUACACCUGCAGCUAGUCAAGGGAGCAUCACCCCUCCAAGGGCUGCAAAAAAGGAGGAGAGGAGAAAGAAAAAAGCUGAUAAAAAACCAAAACAGCCAAAGGGAAAGAGCAUCCGUGCUUUUUUCCGUAGAACAGUCCAGGCUAUACAGCAUGCCUGCUGUAUCUGCCAAAAUGAGGAUGACCUGGAGUCAUCUGAUUCAGAUGAUCCUCAGCCAGGUCCAUCCAACCUGCUGUCAAGUACCCGUGAAGAUCCAACUGAUUUGCAGAAAGGUCCAUCUGGACUCAAGCAUACGGGUUUUCAAGAACCAGCCUAUUGCCUGGCUGGUUCUUUUUCCUUGGAAAAAACAGAAAUCCAAGAAGAGACUGAUCGUAACCAAGGUCUAUUCGACCCGGCGGAGCUUCGUGCUCAACCCGAUCAGGCUUUUUGUAAGCCGGGCCCUUUCGGCCCGCACGGAGCCCGUGAGCAAGAUAGUCCCUUCGGACUUGAGCGAGCGUGCCAUGAAGAACCAGCCUAUUGCCUGGCUGGUUCAUUUUCCUUGGAAAAAACAGAAAUCCAAGAAGAGACUGAUCGUAACCAAGGUCUAUUCGACCCGGCGGAGCUUCGUGCUCAACCCGAUCAGGCUUUUUGUAAGCCGGGCCCUUUCGGCCCGCACGGAGCCCGUGAGCAAGAUAGUCCCUUCGGACUUGAGCGAGCGCGCCAUGAAGAACCAGACUAUUGCCAGUCUGGUUCAUUUACCUUGGAGACAACAACAGAAAUCCAAGAAGAGACUGAUCUUGAACAAGGUCCAUCCGACCCGGAGCCGCAGGCUCAACCAGAUCAGACUUAUUGUAAGCCAGGCCCUUCCAGUCUGCAAAGUGCCCGUGCGCAGAAUAAGCCCUUCGGACUCAAGCCAGUGCUCUUUCAAAUACCAGGCAGUCCAUCGGGCCUGCAGUCAAGUGGCCAUGACGAUUCCCAACCUGCUAGUGCAUUUACCAUGCUUUAUACACUAGAAAAACAGAUAGGAAGAGGUGGCUUUGGUACAGUUCAUGAGGGCUAUCGAAAAUCCGAUGGCAGAAAGGUCGCCAUCAAAUUUAUUGAGAAGGCGUGGCACUCAAUUAGCUUUUUAAUGAAAAUGCCUGGACAUGCCAAGCCUCUUUGUUCAGAAGUGGCAAUAAAUCUGAUGCUGCUUCAUCCGAAGAAAAGCCCCUACAUUGUGGAAAUGUUGGACUGGUUUGAAGAGGAAAAUCAGUUCAUCAUCGUUUUUGAGUUUCCUCAUCCCUGCAUGAAUCUUCUUGAGUUUGUCCAGAGGAAUGGAGGUCCUCUGUCAGAAGUCCAGGCACGUCAAUUAAUGCGCCAAGCAUUGCUCGCCUGUAUACACUGCAUUGACAGUGGUGUCUUUCACGGAGAUUUAAAACUCGACAACAUGCUGGUCAACACAGACACGAUGGAGCUGAAAUUGAUAGACUUUGGACUCAGCAAACUUGUGAAAGAUUGUGAGAGACCAGGCGAACCAUUUAGUGGGCUAUAUUUUGCUGAUGAACAGACGAGGCAUGCUUUGGCUAUUUUAAUGUUCAAAAUGUUGCAUGGACAAAUGUUUAGAGGCAGAACCACUGAUGGCACUGCUAUGAUAUCCAAAGAGUGUCAAGACUUGAUGUCUCUGUGCCUGGACUUCCAUGAAGAAAAGAGGCCAACAUUGAGAGAAUUCUUACAACAUAAAUGGUUCGAUGAGGAAUAAAGCAGAUCCACAAAUUGACUCCAGCGAUUGAGAAGAGAGACAGAAGAGACAGAAGAGAAAAAAUACAACAGAAUUAUUAAAUAAAUGUAUUCAUUAUCAAAGCACAGAGUCGUUGUAUAAACCAAAAGAUAAAGUGAGGAAGAAGUAAAGAAGUAGUAUACAAAUUUGUCCUAUCUGCAUGCUUUUAUGCAUUGCACUGUUGGUAGUUUAUUGGCUGAUUAGUGGAGGUGUUAUUAAAAAAAGUGUUUUGUAAGUAUAGUUGUUAGUUAG
Molecule: messenger RNA, 2829 nt
Organism: Misgurnus anguillicaudatus (oriental weatherfish)
Lineage: Eukaryota; Metazoa; Chordata; Actinopteri; Cypriniformes; Cobitidae
Source: RefSeq, a predicted model, not a curated record